AUGACGUACUGUUUUAAGAGCAGAUGAGUUUGUUUUGUAAUUAUUUCACCUAAACUGUCAUCUUAGGUUAGUUUUGACAUUAAAUUUCAGUAUUUCACGCAUCAUUUUCCAUAUAAAAUAAAAAUGGCUUCCAAUAAAUGAAAUAAUGGGCAACGGAAUAGGAUACGAAAGGCAAGACCUUCGAGAUAGAGAUGCGGAGCUUUCAAUACCUCAAAAUGUUUCACGAGUUAUAUCAAAUUUUAUCCUCGCCAUGUUACACGAUACAUAUUUCCCUUGUAUCAUCCUUCGUCCUUCAGUUUGUAUUCCAGAGGGAUACGCCGUAUACUUUUUUCAUCUUAAACAAGAAACUGAAGUACCAGCAUAUAACAUAAUUGGAAAUUUAUGGACAUUAAUCAAUUGCGAGAUUUCUUUCGUCGAUUCCCUGGGAAACAUCUGUACCGGACGAGUAGUUAGGACGGAUUUCAAAAGAUCAGAAACGUUGGAACAACCCAUUAAUUUUUUCGUUUACAGCAACAACAAUUCCGGUUGGGUUUCAUUUCCUUAUAUUUUUAUGACACGACAACAAGCGAGACUUUUAUGCUGCUAAAUUAUUCACUUCAAUAAAAGAUCUUCACUCAAA
Messenger RNA from Diorhabda carinulata, 619 nucleotides. RefSeq lists its product as uncharacterized. Lineage: Eukaryota; Metazoa; Arthropoda; Insecta; Coleoptera; Chrysomelidae. The transcript is spliced from 3 exons. The record is from RefSeq and is a predicted model, not a curated record. Bases 146 to 586 code for a protein of 146 amino acids.